Molecule: messenger RNA, 1734 nt
Organism: Meriones unguiculatus (Mongolian gerbil)
Lineage: Eukaryota; Metazoa; Chordata; Mammalia; Rodentia; Muridae
Gene: Cpn1
Product: carboxypeptidase N subunit 1
Exons: 9
Coding region: 207-1553 (448 amino acids)
Biological process (GO): proteolysis
Molecular function (GO): zinc ion binding; metallocarboxypeptidase activity
Source: RefSeq, a predicted model, not a curated record
UCCAGGCUUAGGCGAAGAGGAGAAAUGAGCCCCGGGGGCACCGUGGCUAUCCUAGGGCCACAGAAAUAAUCCCCAGCGUCGCGGAGGCCGCUCCCCAGCCUCCUCGCAGGUUCGCGCGGUGCGCUUUGGGCUCUGGAUCCUAACUGGGAGAGGGCUGCUUGGAGAGGGGGCCACGUUUCCGAGAGGCAGCUGGGAAGCUCAGCGAGAUGCCAAACCUGCCCUCAGCCUUCCUGCCCCUCCUCCUGCUCUGCAAGUUUGUUGCCCCGGUGACCUUUCGUCACCACCGCUACGACGACCUCGUGCGGACGCUGUACAAGGUGCACAACCAGUGCCCGGACAUCACGCGGCUCUACAACAUCGGGCGCAGCGUGAAGGGGCGGUACCUCUACGUGCUGGAGUUCAGCGACCACCCUGGGAGCCACGAGCCCUUGGAACCAGAAGUCAAGUAUGUGGGGAACAUGCACGGAAACGAGGUGCUGGGACGAGAGCUGCUCCUCCAGCUGUCCGAAUUCCUGUGCGAGGAGUUCCGGAACCGGAACCAGCGCAUCCUGCGCCUCAUCCAGGACACACGCAUUCAUAUCUUGCCUUCCAUGAACCCUGAUGGCUACGAGGUGGCUGCUGCCCAGGGCCCAAACACGUCUGGGUAUCUGGUUGGCAGGAACAACGCAAAUGGAGUGGACUUGAACCGCAACUUCCCGGACCUCAACACCUAUUUCUACUACAACCAGAAGUAUGGCGGCCCCAACCACCACUUACCCCUGCCAGACAACUGGAAAAGUCAGGUGGAACCCGAGACCCGGGCGGUGAUCCAGUGGAUUCGCUCCUUGAACUUCGUUCUCUCAGCCAAUAUGCAUGGUGGGGCUGUGGUGGCCAAUUACCCUUAUGACAAGUCCCUUGAGCAUCGGUUCCGGGGUCCCCAUCACACCUCCAGUUCCCCCACACCGGAUGAUGAGCUCUUCCAGACGCUGGCCAAGGUCUACUCAUAUGCACAUGGAUGGAUGCACCAAGGUUGGAAUUGCGGGGACUACUUUCCAGACGGCAUCACCAAUGGGGCGUCCUGGUAUUCUCUCAGCAAGGGAAUGCAAGACUUCAAUUAUCUCCACACCAACUGCUUUGAGAUCACGCUGGAGCUGAGUUGCAACAAGUUUCCCCCCCAGGAGGAGCUGCAGCGGGAGUGGCUGGGGAACCGGGAAGCCUUAGUCCAGUUCUUGGAACAGGUUCACCAGGGCAUCAAGGGAAUGGUGCUUGACGAAAACUGUAACAACCUCACAGGGGCUGUCAUUUCUGUCACCGGCAUCAAUCAUGACGUCACUUCAGGUGAACACGGGGAUUACUUCCGGCUGCUGCUUCCCGGUACUUACUCUGUCACAGCCAAGGCCCCAGGGUACGACCCAAAAACAAUGACCGUGACCGUGGGGCCUGCAGGACCAACACGGGUCGACUUCCAACUCAAGCGAAGCACGUCUGGCCGAGGACAGGGAAGCAGGGCAAAGCAGGCCCGGAUACACAGAAAGAAAGACCUGGCAACAAAGCGACAUCGAGGCCCUGCCUGAAGCCCAGCACCCAGGGCCACACACAGCAAGGCCAGGGCCCCGCUCUCCAACCCGUGGCCACACUCUUAUUAUCUGGGACAUGGUUAGACAUAAGCACAUACAGAACAGUCCCGAGCAUUUCUCUCUGUCCCAGGAGCAAGCCUUCCUGGGCCAGCAUUAAAGGAGUCAGAACCUUGUGGAA